UUUCCCUUCCCAUUUCGUCGCCACUGUUUUGGUGUUUAUUUUUGUCACCAUUUGGCACCCGGAGUGACACUCGGAGACAGAAAGCCUCUGGGCACCGAAACCAGCAGAUCACAGAGCGAAACUUUUGUGAGUUGUCUUAGAUUGUCUGUGUUGUUCCGGGCGUGUAUCUUCAAACCAGUCGUGUGGUAUUCAAAAUUUUUACUAUUCAAACAAACGGUACCGCGAGUUCAACAUCGCGCCGAAGCGAAGGUGCACAGAAGUUGGGUGAUUUUUUUGAAACGAUGCAGAUUUUAACAAGGAUUUUAUUACCCAUUGCCCUGCUUACACUGGUUUGUUCUGUAUCGGCUGAAAGUAGGUCUGGAUUUCAAAUUGCUGACAAAAAGAAACAGAACGACUUCACUGAUGACGAAGCCAAUGGAGAAGUUGACGUUAUGUAUGACGAGAGGCAAACAGAAGGAGAAACAAACAUUCGGCUGCAUGUUAAAAAUUUUCAGAUACAAGUUCCGGAAUCGUCACUGAGCACACUCAAAGAGACAAACAUGGCAGCUAUGAUACGAAGCUCCAUCUUGAGGUUGUUUGAAAUUCCACAUGGAGAAAGUAACGAACCGAGCUCGACUCAACAAGAGAGUUCAGAACAAGAACAGCAGCAGGAAUUAGAAUCCAAUUCGAUGCUUCAGAUCAACGGCAAUAAUUUACCGGCAAAGUUCUUUCUCGAGAUUAGCGACUUUCUGAUGAAUAAUCACGAUAACGAUGCCGUCGAUGAUAAGCGGGUUGAGUCCAACCACAACAAAAAUGCCGAAAUUUACGCAACGGAAGAAAUAAAAAUAGAGCGACUGGAAAAUGUUAACAAUGUGAAGAACGAAACCAUAACAAUAAGUAAGAAACGAUACAAUAACGGACCGGCGGGAUCUCAAAGUACCCCGAACCAGACGUUGCUCGAGACGACUAACACGGAGAACAAGUUUAGCAACAAUGUGACGCAUAAUCACACCGAAAAGGAGGAUCGCUUUCAGCAGACGCGCCCCAUUCGGCUGGACACGGUGGUGAUGCAGGUCAAAGUAGAUUCCGAUGGGAGACCGAAGACGUUGCGUGAGAAGGUUAUUUGGAGAAUGGAUGGCGCGGAGAAUGAUUACGCAAACUGAGAGAAAUAUUCUCAAAUAAUACAAUUUGAUCCCAAGAAGUUAAAUUUGUGGCCAUGUUUUAAUAUUUGUUAUAUGUGAUAAUAUACGUCAGUUAGACAAUACAGUUGUUGAA
Topomyia yanbarensis is the source of this 1254-nucleotide messenger RNA. RefSeq lists its product as uncharacterized. The record is from RefSeq and is a predicted model, not a curated record. The coding region runs from base 282 to 1142 and encodes 286 amino acids. Lineage: Eukaryota; Metazoa; Arthropoda; Insecta; Diptera; Culicidae. The transcript has 2 exons.